This is a messenger RNA of Pygocentrus nattereri (red-bellied piranha), 2847 nucleotides long. Its product is annotated as trans-L-3-hydroxyproline dehydratase. NCBI's taxonomy places the organism in Eukaryota, Metazoa, Chordata, Actinopteri, Characiformes, Serrasalmidae. Gene Ontology annotation, molecular function: hydro-lyase activity. The transcript is spliced from 7 exons. Bases 803 to 1840 code for a protein of 345 amino acids. The record is from RefSeq and is a predicted model, not a curated record.
UCUCAUGACUACAACAUCGCUCUUAUUCAGAAGAGAGAAACCGUUUUAAACAUGAACUAUUUGUUUAGUUCUUCCAGUGUGUUUCGGCGCUGCAGGCUGACGUUAAGUAUGCGUAGGCGUAUAUGUAAAAUCACAAGCGGCUGCCUGUAGUAAUACGUAUGUAUGUAGGCCUUGUGGUAAUGGCUGUAGCACCCAAACAGUGCAUAAUAUGGCUAAAAACAGCCGUUUGAGACUAAAACCCUGGCCCUGCUCAUUUUGUGUCUUUCCUGCUUUAACAUAGCCACUUUAGCUCAAUAUUGGUUUGUUAAUGAGACACAGUCUAAGCUCCCCCACGGCACUGCAGCAAAUCUAAUGCCAAAUCACACUAAAAGCAACGAACACUGGCCGUCUUCAAAGGGAGGCGUGACCAUCCAACCGGGCUCUGGGCUGAGUGGAAAGCUAGUGUCCAGUCUGGUAUAUCUACGGUCCUUUUUCUCUAUUGAUCACCUGUUGAACUGUGGUGGGAAAGGAUUACAUCUCGCCCCCCAAGGAGAAACAGGAAACGGGGGCUGCUUAGUAAAGCAGGGUCACGGUCUUAGAAACGGCAGAGAAAUGGCACGCAAUACAGCGACAAACCACUAGAGGGCUGCCGUCAUCCAGGCCAUUCACUGCGCUUCCACGGCAGCAGGGGGCGGUGAGGGUCUUUCAGUUCCAGACGUACAAACCGAGAAUUUAAAAGUUGACAUUCUGAAGUGUAAAUUGUGGAAAGCGCUAUAUUCGAGUUUAUAUUCAUUACUGAGGUCUCUCCACAUUUAACGAACCAAUGGAGUUUCCGAAGCUUCCACCUCACGAUGGAGCCGUUUUGUCUGUGGUGGACAUGCACACUGGAGGAGAACCUUUACGUAUCAUCAUAAGUGGUUAUCCAGAUGUGACUGGGGACACUGUCCUUGCCAAACGGCGUUACGCACGAGAACAUCUUGACCACCUUCGGAAACUACUGAUGUUCGAGCCCCGUGGUCACUAUGAUAUGUAUGGGGCCUUGCUGGUCCAAAGUGAAAUAGCAGAAGCGGACAUUGGGGUUCUGUUCAUGCACAAUAAGGGCUACAGCACUAUGUGCGGCCAUGCUGUUAUUGCACUCGGGCGCUUCGCUGUAGACUACGGCCUGGUUAAGGCCCCGACUUCACCAGAGACCCAAAUAAACAUCCACUGUCCAUGUGGCUUGGUGAAGGCUUUUGUGGAGUAUUCCAACGGCAAAACGGGAGCAGUGAGAUUCCACAGUGUCCCAGCUUUUGCUUUUGCAACAGAUGUGAAAGUGACUGUUCCUGGGUAUGGUGAGGUCACAUUAGACAUAAGCUACGGGGGAGCUCUGUAUGCUUUUGUCAGUGCUGAGAGGUUUGGAAUGGACAUCAGUAAGUCCAGAACUAGAGAUCUGGUGGAUGUAGCCACUGCUGUGACCAGUGCAGUCAAAUCUCAGGUGAAGUUACACCAUCCUGUUAGUGAAGAUCUAGCUUUCCUUUAUGGCACCAUCCUCACUGAUGGCAAAGAUGCCUUUUCUGAUGAGCCCACAGCCAAUAUUUGUGUAUUUGCUGAUGCUCAGGUGGACAGGAGCCCCACCGGGUCAGGUGUGACUGCCCGCAUCGCUCUGCAGUACCACAAAGGUCUGAUCCAACUGCACCAGACUAGGAGCUUCAAAAGCGGAACCACAGGAGCUAUAUUUACUGGAAAAGCAGUACAGGAGACCAUGUGUGGGGACUUCAAGGCAGUGGUGGUCGAGGUUGCGGGUCAUGCUUACUACAGUGGAGUGGCCAGCUUCACUCUGGAGAAUGAUGACACCCUGAAGAAUGGCUUCCUCCUCCGAUGAGUCUGCUAUGGUACUAAAGCAAACAUCUGAUGAGCUGGAGUGAAGAUCUCCAUGUCUUCCAGUAAUUUAUGCCAUUACACUGGGGAGCUGCUGGGGUCCACAUGUUAUUUUCAAUCUGUAUUUCUUUUGCAGGAAAUCUGUAUGAAUAAAUUACUCUAAUAAUGAUUGUAUAUUCAACAAAAAGUAUUUUAACUGUACAUCUGAUUAUAUUAUUAGUGCAUGUCAGUUCUAGUGUAACACCGCUUGUACAGUCAAGCAGAGAAAUGCUAGAAAACUCGCUUCAUUUCAUUUUUUUUGAUGAAUGAUUGCCCAGUGAAUCCAAGACCUGUCUAUUCAAUAAACAUGAUUAAAACCAUUCUAGACGGUGAAUUAGAAUGUUAUGAUCAAUGAUAUCAAAAGCUGCAGUAAGAGCCAAUAAGACCAACAUAGCAGGAUUUUGUGCUUUAGUGCUAAGCCUGAGAUCAGUGAUAACACAAACCAAUGCUGUUUUAGUACUAAUUAUAACAAAAACCUGAUUGAAACUUCUCAAAUAAUUUAUUUGAUAUUAGAUCAGAUAUUACAUUAGACUAAUUUUUGAGUAUGGAAGGGUCAAUGCUACUCUUUUUUUUUUUAGCCUACACCAGGGCAGUUUUAAAAGCAUCUGGUCUUAAAAGCACCUCUUGACAGAGACCACUUUGCAAUAGAAAACAUUUUUAAUGCAAUCAAAAACAUGUUAAAGAAGGAGGUAGAGAAAGGGUCAAAAUCAUACUAAUCACAACAGAAAGUUAAAAUUUUCUCCCAUUUAUUCACCUUUAGAUCCAUUGAACAAUGGAAGGCAUUUUAAAUUACAAAAGUCCAAUGGAGGCAUCUCACAUUGUAAAAGGAAACUUUGUCACAACAUAAAACUAGACUGCAGAUAAAAAGACUGGAACAUAUCCAGCAAGGAAGGAAGAGCCGACGGAGAGAGUAUUGCAUUGAUUUGGUUAUUUACGUUUCUUUUUAAAUAAAGUUUACAUUUGACAUGGUGG